AUGGCUCGUCGCACAAACCGAUCGGUUCCCCAAGGAAGAAACGACAUGACUGAAGCAACCCAAGCCAUGAAUGCUAUGGCCGCAGCAAUGGCCCAACAAGCUGCGAUCCAGGCUCAACGAGAUGCACAGAGGGAUCAGAGGGAUGAAGCAGCCAGUGCAGCAAGAGCAUUGAAUGAAUUUCGUCGACAAGAUCCGCCUAAAUUCAAAGGGGAACAUGACCCCGACAAGGCUGAUCUUUGGCUGCAAGAAAUCGAGAAGAUCUUCGAGAUCUUACACUGCUCUGACAAUGCGAAAGUAGAGUAUGCAACCUAUUUGAUGAUUGGUGAAGCUGAAUACUGGUGGCGAGGUGCGAAGAAAAUGAUGGAGACAAAUCAUGAAGAGCUAACCUGGGAGGCUUUCAAGAAUAAGUUCCUAGAAAAAUACUUCCCGAAAAGUGCUAGGGCUGAGAAGGAGGCCCAAUUUCUGAAGUUGUAUCAAGGGAAUCUCACGAUAGCGGAAUAUGCGGCAAAGUUCGAGUCCCUAGCAAAGCACUUCCGCUAUUUCCUAAAUCAGAUAGAUGAAGAAUACAUGUGCGAGAGGUUUGAAAGUGGGCUUAGGUAUGAAAUUAAGGAGUUAGUGGGGCCCUUGGAGAUACGCCAAUAUCAAGUACUAGUGGAGAAAUGCAAGAAAGUGGAGCAGAUGAAACAGAGCCGUCUGAAUAGGGGUGUUGUAGGUGGACCCAUCAGACCUCAGGUAGAGAUUUAAAUCCAUCCAUAUCAUUAGAGUCAUAAGUUUGGCCUCUAAAUGUGAAUAUCUACCUCUAAAUGUUAAUAUUUGAAAACAGGGGCAUAACGACCAACAUAAUAGGGGCAAGCAGCAUCAACAAUACAAGCCAUAUGCCCGACCACUGGGGAAUGCUAGAGAUCAACCUCGACCUCAAAACGGGGAAGGUCAAGGGCCAAAAGUUCCAAGUCAGAACCAGGCGUACCCUGUUAAGUGUUUUCGCUGCAACAGAGAGGGACACAAGAUGUCUGAGUGUCCAAUCAGACCAAGGGUUUGUUACAUUUGUCAGAAACCAGACCAUUUUGCAAAUGAAUGCCCUGAACGGAAGGACGAUAGAGCUGUCAACCGCAACAAUAUCAACGACAAUGUUGUACGCCCUACUGCCAAGGGACGUGUCUACCACAUCAAUGGAGAGGAAACU
This is a messenger RNA of Cicer arietinum (chickpea), 1183 nucleotides long. NCBI's taxonomy places the organism in Eukaryota, Viridiplantae, Streptophyta, Magnoliopsida, Fabales, Fabaceae. The record is from RefSeq and is a predicted model, not a curated record.